AUUGUAUGGGCUUGGAUGGACUUGCAGGAAUGUACAGGAUUUCUUAGAAGACAUGGAGAGCUCAAUUGAGAAGGAAUUAAUCAUUUGCUCUUAAGAAACAAUUGGAUAAUGACUUUGUUACGUUUGGCACAAUAAAAAAAGGCCAUGCGCAAUUAAUCGGACUAAUACAAGACUUAACGGUAUAUUCUUCGAAAUGGUGCAGUUAUUUUACUACGAGAAUCGAGGAAAAUGUUGCAAAAAGUUUUUGAACCAUGAAGGUGUUCCGACAAAGGUUCAUUUGUUCCCAUACGAAGGUUGGGCACAACCAGCAAUGACGUCAUAUUGGCUGCUGAAAACAUAUUGGUGGAGUAGGUCACGUGUUAAAAUCACAGAAGUCACUGGGUCCCAAACGCAUGAAGUAAAGGGCAAAAUUCGGUGCAUCAAAAAUGGUUCUAUUGUCAUUUCCGGUAAAAUAAAAGACAAAACAAACAGCGAUUACAGAAUGUAUCUCACAUCGAAUGUUGAUAGUGCUGAUUUCCAGCUUGGCUAUUGUGUGACAGGAACACUAGAAAGGGGACGGAAGAAGUCGGAAAAGGGACUAAGUCUGACGCAUUAUGCCAUGAUUAAACGAAGAGGGUACUAAUAUGAUAAUUUCAAUAGUGUAGGAUCGUGUCGGACUUUGCUUUAAUUUUUAAUGGUAUUUUUGUUAAAAUUGAAUGUUAAAUACCAUAUUUGUUUAAAUUGAUCGUUAAACGGCACAUAAAUAUUUCUGUUAAACACAUAUUAUUAUGUUAAUUGUUGUUGUUAAAUGUUUUCAAUAUUUAUUUCGAUAUUGUAUGUUGAAUUAAUGCCAUACAUUGAGAUUGCUUUCGCUUUUCUUCGAUUGUUGUUGGUUUUGCAUAUGCUUGUUUGGCAAUUUAUUGAAUGCCAUAAAGGGCUGAACAUUUGUUGAUUUAAAAAUUGCUGUUCUUACAUUGUUUUGUUUUGCGUUUACGGUUUGUUUUGUUGGUUCAUGUUAUGUUUAUAAUUGUUUUAAUUUGCUGAAAAGCGGCAAAUAUGCGUUUAUAACCAAAGCAAUGAAAAUCAGACUAGAAACAACUUUACUUGUUAUUGCCAACUGAGGUUUAUUUUUGAAGUCAAUGAUCUUUAUUGCACUUCGAAUAUAUUCUUGAAAAAUGUUAAUUUGUAUCUAAACAAACUGUUCAU
This is a messenger RNA of Mya arenaria, 1185 nucleotides long. RefSeq lists its product as uncharacterized. NCBI's taxonomy places the organism in Eukaryota, Metazoa, Mollusca, Bivalvia, Myida, Myidae. The coding region runs from base 194 to 622 and encodes 142 amino acids. The transcript is spliced from 3 exons. The record is from RefSeq and is a predicted model, not a curated record.